CUGUCAGUCAGCAAGGCUGCAUCAUUGCAACGACGCGUCGCCCUUUGUCUGGUCGCGUCUACACAAUCAAAUACACUCCUGACAGGUAACUUCUCAUCUACAAGUCAUUGUGCAAGUCGACAGCUGUUUCGCAGUUCUAGCAGAAAGCGAAGAGCCAACAUCAAUCCUCACUUCAGUAGUCAGCAUGAGCAACAAUGGCGAAGUAAAGGCCAGGUGCCUAUGCGGUCACUAUCAAUUGACCAUCUCUGUGCCUCAGGAACAACUCCCUCUAACAGCUUCUUUGUGUCAUUGCGACAGUUGUCGACACGGCUCCGGUACUCUGUAUAUGGGUGCAGCCUACGUCCCCGACGACUGCAUCAAGACUGUGCAAGACUCGUUAUCAGGACUCAAGGCUAGCGAAUGGUCAAGUCGUAGAACAUCGUACAUCUGCUCCACUUGUGGUAGCACCGUCCUUGGGAAGUUGGACGGUCGGCUUUGGAUACACACAGGUGCUCUCGAUCAGCUAGAGGACAACGUGAAGAUCCAACGUCAAAUUUACAUCAAGGAUACUCAAGACGGCGGCUUCAGCAACUGGCUCGAAGGGCUCCACACGAAGGUUCACGCUACUUUGAAUGAUACUCUGCCUGCAGACUGGCCGACAACUACUACGAAGCCGACUAAGGAGAAUGGUGAGCGACUGCACGUCCACUGUCUCUGCAAGGGUGUCAACUUCUGGAUUUCUCGUCCUUUGACGUCUUCCGCAAAGCCAGACAACUCUGAAUCUGAUGUCAACAGGCAGAACCCUGACCGCGGUGACUACGACAUGAAAAAUCCCUGGUGGCUCUGUGCAGACCGAACCAAGUUCCGCUCCAGCGUCUGCUCGUGCAACUCCUGCCGUCUUGCCAGCAGUUGCGACUUUGUGCAAUGGGCUUUUGUGCCGACGACUGACUUGAGUCUCUCCGUUGAUGGCAGUGUGCCUUUCUCCUACGACGCCGGUACGCUCAAAAGUUACCGUUCCUCGGACGUCGCAACGAGAUACUUCUGUAGUGACUGCGGUGCCAUGGUCUUCUGGAACGGAGAUGAAAGACCUGGUCUUGUUGAUGUGGCUGUGGGGCUGUUCGACGCAGAGGAGGGCUCGCUGGCACAAGACUGGCUUGAAUGGGCGACCAACAGGGUCAGCUACAAAUGCGAUGGUCUCGAUCGAGCUGAGACUUUGAUGACCCAUGUGGAGGUAGAGUUGCACAAGUGGGGCCAGCAACCUUCAACUUCAGGCACGCCCUUCAAGCCAGAGCACAUAUCAUAAGAAAGACUUGGAACAUGGUGGUUGGAAGCCUUGAAGACAGCUUGGACUGAAUGCUUCGCGAUAUUACAUAUGACGUCUCCAAGUGUUUAACAUUGUGACUUCGACCCACCUUUGUCAUAGAUAGUCCUGGUGGCAUGAGAGUCCGCGACGAGGUCAGGUUCUCAGCCAACAUCACUCAGCUUGGAGAACAUAUUGUGCUUUGAUCCCGUUAGCUACGCGCGACAGUGUCGGCGUGUUGAGAUCAAGCAAAAAUCAUAUCUUGCUUACAGACAAGCCA
Messenger RNA from Aureobasidium subglaciale EXF-2481, 1559 nucleotides. RefSeq lists its product as uncharacterized. The transcript has a single exon. Gene Ontology annotation, molecular function: carbon-sulfur lyase activity. The coding region runs from base 185 to 1282 and encodes 365 amino acids. NCBI's taxonomy places the organism in Eukaryota, Fungi, Ascomycota, Dothideomycetes, Dothideales, Saccotheciaceae. The record is from RefSeq and is a predicted model, not a curated record.